This is a messenger RNA of Lytechinus pictus (painted urchin), 5862 nucleotides long. RefSeq names its product angiomotin-like protein 1. Gene Ontology annotation, cellular component: plasma membrane; bicellular tight junction; cytoplasmic vesicle. NCBI's taxonomy places the organism in Eukaryota, Metazoa, Echinodermata, Echinoidea, Temnopleuroida, Toxopneustidae. The annotation marks the transcript as partial. The record is from RefSeq and is a predicted model, not a curated record. The transcript is spliced from 11 exons. Gene Ontology annotation, biological process: actin cytoskeleton organization; regulation of cell migration.
UCAACCAUCGUCUUGCUUUCUUUCAUCUGCAGCAGUACGUCCAGCACCUCGCCUCUUUCGACCGACGCACCCGCCCCUCACCCUUCCCCUGCCUCCCAAGCAUCCCAGGCUAACUUUGAGCUAGACCAUGAAGCCAUCGCAUCCAGGGCGACCCACAUGGUGGAGAUCUUAUCGGAUGAGAACGGCGCCCUUAGACAAGAACUUGAGACCUACUACCAGAAAGUGGCCAAGUUGCAGAAGUUUGAACAAGAAAUCCACAAGGUCCAGAUGGAGCAUGAGAAGCUUAUUGAAUCUACCCACAAGAGAGAGCACCUGGAGAAGCUCGUACGGGCAAAGCUAGAAGUGGAAGUCAAGAAACUGCAGGAGAGGAAUAGAGAUUUAACAGUUCAUGUAGAAUCACAUGUUAAGGGUUCCAAGACAACAAACAAUGGGGAUUCUAAUGAGGCGGACCUCCUGGAAGAAUUGACAAGAAAAGAAAACACACUCUUCCAGACUCAUAUGAGAUGUAAAGACUUGGAAGAGACUAAUAUGCAGCUGAUGAAUGAAUUGAAAGAGCAAAGAUUACAUGUUGAUAUGCUGGAUGCAGCCUUAUCCAAGGCUCAAGCAGAUGUUACCAAACUACAAGAAGAGUGUGCCCAACGUCAAGUUUACGUAGACAAGGUGAGGUCGUUACAGCAGCUGGUUACGUCAUUACAAACAGCACAUCAGAAGAGGGAGAAACUAGAAAAUAAACUUAGACACAAGAUGGAGAAGGAGAUUGACAAAUUAAGAGGGCGACAGUCUGUUGCGAAUCAAGAUGAAGGGGUGUCCGAACUUGAGGAUGUUACAAGCGAAUCCCUGGCUGAAAGAGAGGGUACUAUAUUAAAACUAGAGGCUGAAGUUAGUAAGUGGGAACACAAGUACCUUGAGGAGUGUGCAAUCAGGCAGUGUCAUGUGGAAAUGCCAUCAAAUUCAAGGUUGAGUGGUGUCCAUGACAUGGAGAGAGAUGAUGAGGGAACAUCUAGACACAAAGCUAUGAUAUAUGACCUCGAAAGAAAGGUUUCAGCAUUGUCGACAGAGGUUCAGAAGCGUGAGAUCAUCAUCCAAGCGCUUCAGAAUCAGAUCUUUGCCACAAUGUCGUCCCCUUCCUCUGUCUACCCUGAGAACAUCCACCCUCCUUCUCCUCGGCAGUCUUAUCGCCGUGGCUCUGCCGACUCGUCCAACUUCCAGAGCAACCUGUCAGGGUCGCCCGCUGUCAGCACCAGCUCCCUGCAUAACCUUGCCAGCCGUUCCCCUGCCAGCUCCGUCCAGAGCCUACAACAGCAGCAGCAGCAGUCCCCGGCAUCCUCCACCCACAGCUUGCAGCACUACCUGACGAAGUCGCCAGCGAGUUCCCAGCAGAACCUGCACAUGUCGCCGGCGUCAUCCAACCAGAACCUUGUGUCCAAGUCGCCGGCGAGCUCGCAGCAGAACCUGCCUCAGAUGACGUCUCUGGGAGGAAGAUCUCCUGUGGGGUCGCAGCAGAACCUUGGAGCUCUCGCAAGGCCACCUAGUCAUGCAGGAUCUGCAGGAUCAGGGCUAGGGUCGCAGGAGAGACUGAUGGGCUUCAGCGAUUCCUACGCUUCGCUGAGUACAUCAGGACUCUCAAUGACCGGAACAGAUGGAGGGAGUGAGGCAGAUUUAGCGAAAGAGAAAAGUUUCUUGGAUGAAAAACUAAAGCAGCUGGACCUUGAAAUAGCUCAACAGGAUAAGAUACUAGGAUCAAUAUGGAAAACUUAGCAAAGAGUUGUGAGUUGAUGUUUCAUACAGUUACUUAAUGCCUUCAAUAUCAUCUUUCAUCUUUGAGGUCUUAGCGGAGGGGGAUCAGUUCUACACCCUGUGCUCUACCAGUAACCCUUAGCAGAAAUGGAAGAUUCAAGAAAGCUGGUCAACUUUAUCUGUUCUGUAUUAGUAUAUAGCAAGUUUUCCCCAGCCUUGCCAUUGUCCUUUAGCAAAAAUUGAGAUUUGAAGAUAUUGAUUCAUUUUACACCAUCUGAGCUCUACUAGUAUGUAACAAUUCAACCAAGACAUCAUCAUUGUCCUGUAGGAUAUAUGUAGAAGUCGAGGAAAGGGGUCUGUUUUACACCAUCUGAGCUCUACAAGUUAUGUAAUCAGUCAGUCCAAAUGUCACCAUCAAUCAUCAUCCUUUAGCGAAACAGAGAAUGAGAAGAAAUGGGUUAAUUUUACCACCUCUUAGUACUACUUGUAAUUUGUGUAUGUAAUAUAUCCACCCAAACAUCGCAUUCUAUCUAAAACUGAGAAUGAAAGAAAAUGAGUCCAGUUUACAUCUCCCGUGCUCUACCAGUAUGAAGUAAGUCGGCCCGAGUAUCGUCGUCAUCAUUUAUCUUCAAUUGAGAAGUGGGGGAAGGAGUGGUUUCGGUGUGCUUUAUCAUAAUCAUAUGAUCAUCAUACAUGUAGCAGCGCUUUGUAUCCUCAGGCAAAAAGCGCUUUAUAAAUCCAGCUAUUAUUAUUAUUAUUAUAAUUUACCAGCUCCUGCUUUUCUUAGUAACUUUUAUAAUGUGUGUUGUAUGACAUUUGAGUUUAUUAAAGAUUUUGCUGAUUUUCUCUCAUUUGGUAACUUUAUGGGUAUGUCAGCUAUUCCCAAGUCCAUGUAUACAUGUCACAAUAUUGUGUAUGGCAAAUUAUUAAGGAUUUUCUCCCCCAUUUGGGGGGCAUCAACUUUUUAAAUAUGAGCAGUAAGCUAGCAAUUAAUCUGAACAAAUUUUUCCAAAUAAAAUACAGACAUAUGUUUACACAGUUUUGGUGAGAUGAUUGUCUGUUCCAUCAUAAAACACCCCGGAUAAUAUUCAAAUACAUAGAUGUCGUUAUAUUCAGUGAUUAUAUAACAAUGUAGUGAUUAGGUAACAAUGGAAAAUAAUUUAAAUGGCAUGAAUUUCAAGGAGUUAUAUUGUCCCCUUUUAGAAUUGUAUCAAAGCAAAUUAAAUUCCUAUUCAUAUUAUGGUCAAUUUCAAUAAUAAUAGUAAGUAUAAUAAUAUGAUAUUUAACCAGGGUAGCCACUUUAGUUUAAAAAAACUGUUCUCCCAGUGGACUAUGCUUAACAUGAUACUGCUAUUAUUACCUCGAUUUUAGCUAGGCUGCCUAGGCGCUCAAAGCACAAGAGGAAUUUUUUCCUACCGGUUACCCAUUUAGGGUUAUGUAGAUUAAUGCCUUGCCAGAAGACAUGAAUGCUGCCGCCACAAUAUGUAGAUAAUUCCAAUAUUAUCUUAAUUUGAUUUGUUGAUAAUAAUGGAAAGCUCAGUUAAUAUUCAAUAUGGAAUUGAUGUUGAGGAGUGAAAAUGUUUGUUUGCUUCAGAAUUGUGUGAAAUCAAAUAAAAUUGUAAUUCAGAAUAAGGAUAUGAAUCAAAAUUAAUUUCAGAUGACAUAACAUUGUAUGGAUCUUUACAGUCAACAAUAUGGAUUAAUUAUUAAGCAAUGAGCUAGAUUCAUGAAGUAAUCACAAAUAUUUGCAUAUUCUUCAUAAAAUACUAUAAAAUCAAUUUAGUUUUUUGGUUGACUGCAUCUGAUUGAAGCAUUAGAUUUUCUUCUUCAAAGCAGCAUAAAUGCUUUAACAAACUUUUUAUUUUCUUCUUCAAAGCAAUACCUUUUUUCUAUCAUUGUCAUGUAUAGCAUUUGAGCAUAUGAGCUUUCUCAUGAUAUAAGAUAGAUGUAGCCUACGUUAUAGAUUUUGAGCUUAUAAUGUGCCAUGGCUAUGAUAAUGAAACAAAAAUUAUAUGUGGUGGAAUGUCUUACUUAAAACUUUUCUUCCAUAUUAGAAAAUGUGCCAGAAAAACCUAUCCGUGCCUUGCCAAGUCUAUAGCCUUAUUUUGUAAAGUGAGAAGAAUGUAUAAAUCUAUAUCUCUGCCCUUUAUUCCAAACUUGAGUUGCAAUGCAUUUUCUAUUAACAAUCAUAGGACUUAUGGUGCCUGAAGUUUGACAUCUUGACCUUUUCACAUAUUUAAUCUGAUUAAUCUGAAAUCUAUAAGUCAUGUGGUGCAACAAAUGAAUUGAAAGCAUGGUUGAUAUUCAGAACUGUCUGUAUAUCAUAUUUGGAAAGCAGGUGGAUGUCCAAUCAUGCCCAAAAUCGUUGAGUUUUAGAUAUGGAAUUAUAAGCCUACACCUUUCUACACAAUCUGGGGCCUGUUUCAUAAAGAGUUAUAACUGUUGUAACUUUGCUUAUACGGCAACUACCAUGGCAUCCUUGAAUCUGAUUGGCUGCUGAGCAAUGGUAGCAUGGUAGUCGCCAUAAUGGCAAAGUUACAACAACUGCAAGUCCUUCAUGAAACGGGCCCCUGAUUUUGACUAGAUUUUGGAACAACUGGCAAUGAAUAUUCAAAGUUUGAUUGAAGUUACCUUGACGUUACCUUGAAUGCCAUACCUUUCCAUCAUAGUGAACAAAUAUGUACGGCCACCAGAGGAGGUGGUUGGAACUAUAGUGACACGCUAGAAUGCGACUAUUUUCCUGAGGGGCGCAGCUGUGAAGGAAAAUGAUCGCAUUUGAGUCACCGAGGGGAUCAUAGUUUCACCAAACCUACAAUCGAAGGCAUUAUUAUACAGAUAUUGCCUAUCUAGAGUUUGAAUAUAACAUUUCCACUCCCUGAAGGAGUUAUAUUUUUCCCAAGGGAUUAUAUUUUGCCCGAAGUGCGCAGCGCUGAGGGAAAAUAUUCUCCCGAGGGGAGUUGAAAUGUUAUUUAUUAAAACGAUAGACCAGGCAAUAUCUGUUAUAUUAGAUAGUCUUUGUGGAUUCGCCAUCAGAGAUUGCAUUCAUCAUCCGGCUCCAACCUGAAAUUCUUGCUACAGCUCUGAUCCAUCUACGUCAUAAUAGAAUUUCCUUUGAAAAUACAUCAAGCGCGUUCUUAAUGCAAUCGACGCGUUAACAGUAGCGCGUACAUCAAAUAAACUACCUGAUUACGCAACUUGUAAGCAGCGAGUGACGUCACCUUAGUGAAUAUAACGCCGCAAUUGACAACACAACACAGUUAUAUUUACCGAGGUGACGUCAAAACCCAGAAUAUAAUAAAUGUGAUCCUCGCAGCUAUGGUCACGUGAUGGCGUAUUGACCUAUCACUGAUUCAAAUCUACAUAACCUAUGUAAUAUAUACUGGUAUUUGAUUUAUAUCCAUCAUCGGAAUUAAAUACAUCAGAUGGGAAUAUAGAUCUAUUUUGAAUGAAUAGCAAUUUUUGAGAUAUAAUUCAUUAAUUAGCAUUGGUGAGGCCCCUGACCUGAUCACAUAUGCCCAUUGUACGUGCUCGUGCAUUUGUGUUAAGCUCUGCCCAUGCCGUAAAUAGAUUUUGAACUUUUUACUUCUGACGUCACGGCUCGGGGUACUAUUUAUUCAUGGGUUGUGACGUCAGAUGUCGGGAUUCAUGGCAUUUUUGCCAAUUUCAUGACAUUGGUUGGAACUAUCUUUGGUCACAUGACGGUGCUUAGACCAAUCACCUGUUCAGAUUGUUAAUAUGACGGAUAUAACAAGGUAUUUGUUUACAUGCAGGGAAGUGGGAAGUUCCCUGAUACAUGUAUACAGUUGAGUGUUUGGUGUGGUAUGGUUUAAGGAGGUCCCAUGAGACCAUUUAAAAACCCAGGUUUGACAGUUUGUUCUUGGCAUUGAUUAACAAACAACUGACAAUAUACUGUUCAGGGACAUGUUUCAUAAGACUUACAACUAUGGUGAAUUUUCCAUUUCUGUUACCAUGGAAACUUUGAUUUGAUGGGCUGCUGAGCCCUGUUACCACAGUAAUCCCCUAAAAUAUAGAGAACAUAUCCAAUGUCAUGCGUCCUUGCUAAUUGAGAACCCUUUUACACAAUAUACUUGAAUUUCAUUGAAAUAAAACCUGUGCUGAAAGAUG